CGCGGAAAAGGCAGAAGGCGGGAAACUGUGCGCUGUGUCGGGUUAAGGGGUUGCCGUCUUCCCUCCUCCCGAGACCUCUCAGUGCCUGGGGAGGCCUCUCCGAGGACAAGAGACAAAGUGACAUGAGAGAUUUGACUGUGCCCUGCACUGAAGAGCUUACUGGUAGAAUUAAUCCCUAAAGAGACCUGAAGUGGGUUUCAGGAUGGUGAAAGAAGAGCCCCCAAGUACUUCAAAGGACUUUCAGGAGCUGCAGAGGAGGGUGUCUUUGCUGAUAGCGUCUGUCCAGAGUAACUCAAAGGUGGUUGCCUUCAUGAAGUCUCCAGUGGGCCAGUACCUGGACAGGCAUCCUUUUCUGACCCUCACCUUGCUGGUGUUUGCUUCUGUGUCAGCCGUUCCUGUUGGCUGCUUCCUGCUCCUCGUGGUGCUUACCUCCCUGGCUGCGUUUUUGGGAGUCAUAUUACUAGAAGGACUGGUCAUCUCUGUGGGCAGCCUCUCACUGCUUUGUGUCCUCUGUGGCUUGGGCUUCGUGUCACUCAUCAUGUCAGGGACAAUCAUAGUGUCCUACAUGGUAGUCUCCAGCCUCGUCAACUACUGGUUUUCUCCCAGGACGUGAACCAUUGGUUCCCCCUAGAGUUGUGCACAUAGAAGUACUGUUUCAACCACCGCCUCUGCAUGGAUUCUACUAUCUGCUCCUCAUAGAACAGGAGAUUCAGCCUGGAUGUUGUGACACCCCAGCAAGGUAUGAUCAGGUGUGAGUUGUCACAAGGUUGAGGAUGACUAACUACUUCACAUAUUCUGCUGUGCUUCCUCGAGCAGGAGAUAACAGGUGGAACUAGAGGGGGGGGAAUUUGAGAAUAACCUGCUUUUUCUUACCUAUUCCACAGCAUCCCCCAAAACACGUGUGUGUGUACAGGCACACACAUACCCCGAGGGAUUAAAUAUGUGUGUGCACACACAUCUACCUGAGUAAUUAAGCAUGUGUGCAAAUACACACACACACACACCCUGAGUGGUUGGUAAGAAUUCUGAUAAUUACAAAUUAUUGAAGUGCUUUCUUUGCCUUCUUAGGGGAAAGAUAGGAGGUGGGGAUUACAUCCAAAUCUGGCAUGCCUCUUGGAUAUGUCUCUAUGGUGAAUAUUAUCCAUUGUGUGUGGAAGUUGAAAAUCAAUGACGUUGGAGCAUCCCACUCCCCACCUCCUGUUUCCAAACACUUCCACCUUCCACGAUCCAGCUCAAGGCUCAUCCCUCAGUGAAGUCAUGUCUCAUUUAAUGUACACUGUCUCUACACUUACAGCCCUCAUGGACCAGGCAUGGUAAGCAAAUGACAACUUCUCUGGGCAUUGGUUUCCUCAGUCAGUAACGAGAAUGCCGCCCAACCUGUCAUUGGGAACUGAGGCAAGUGAUCGCUAAAUUAUAAAAGUGCUACAAAACACUAGACGAUUAAACCCUUGCUUGACUAGAUUGUCUCUUGUUUGCCACUAUUCCCUUAUAUUUGUCCUUCCUCCCACCUGCCCUGCCUGCCUCCUCUCUUCUGGUGCUCUGGGAAUGGAAACAGUGUCUGUAUCUUUCCUUUUGGGUAGCCCAGAAACUUAAAUAUAGAAACCGCUGCACAAUAUUUUGCAUUGACUAGAAAGACUGAGGAAACUGAACCUAGAGGAGUUAUCCAUCGGGGGUGACGUUUCCCACCGCCACCCUGGGACAUUUGGCAGUGUCUGGAGGCAUUUUUGACUGUCAUGACUGUGUUUGGGGGAGAUGCUGCUGGCAUCUAGUGGGUCAGGGUCAUGGAUACUGCUCAACAUUCUUCAAUGCACAGGACAGCCCUUGACAACAAAGAACUAAGGGGCCCAAACACCAGUGCCAAGGUUGAGAAUCCCUGAUCUAGACAAAUAAUGAGAAUUUAGAGCAUUAGACCACACAACAGCAGAGCUGGGCUUGAGACAGGCUGGGACCUGGGGUCCUUUGCUGCUGUGCUGCAGUUCUGCAGUGCUUGCACCUGGACACACCUCUCCUCAAGCAACAAAAUACAAAGAAACUGUAUGGAACUAAAAAUAACUGCGUGAUAAUUUGGGGCAAAUUCUGGACAAAAGAUACAAAGAGACCAAAAAACCCAACUGCCAAUUUUGAAGAGCCCAGAGCAAAAACUGGGUGUGGGGAGCAAAAGCAGGGUACCGAGCAUGCCCCCUGCACCCAACACCACCUAAGGGGUGGGCAAACCACCUAAGCCACGCCUCCAGCUUGACCCCUGGACACACCCCUACCCUCACCCCACGUAAGGAAUAAGCUCGACCCCCUCAGGGAGCGAGCAAUCAAGGGAAACUGUUGUUUGUUCUCGCUCCCCUCUGCUGCAGCAGGGUCCCCAGUAAAGCCUUGCCUGAGUUUCUUGUCUUGCCGCUAGUCAACUUCUAUCAGUUGGGGAAGGCUAAGAACCCUGGUCGGUGUCAGGCUGAGGCGGGGCUGGGGUUGGCCAGGUCUGCACCAGAGCAGCUGGUUACACUAGCGGCUUCAGGGACACAUACACCUUCACGUCUGUGAAAUGUUUCAGGGUUUCCAAGAGCUUUCACAUAUGUUAUCAUCUCUGACCUUUCAUAAGAGUCCUGAGAGGUCCUCCUCUUCUCAUUUCCAUGCCUUACUAGGCAACUGGCCUCAGAAGAAACUGGGCGAACAAGCAAGUCAUUUCUGAAGGUCUCAGAGUUAGCUAGUGAUUAAGCCAGGGACCCACCAUCACCUGGCCCACUCAGGUGCUCUUCCUCUGCUCCCUGCUUUUUGCUAAAGCAGAAGUGGCAAGGGUGAGACAUUAGGAAGGUAGACUACUCGGUAAUUGGGAAUCAGAGAGCCAUCUGAGCUAGAGAGGGCAUGGGCCCCUCUGCUCAGGCAGUAGACAUUGAUCGGCUUCCCAAAACUGCAGAGGAGACUCAAGCCCCAUAUAUGCUCUAGUAGUCCUUAUGGCCCUAUUUAGGAGCUUCAAGUCCCAUUUGGAAACCUUAAAGAACCAGCAGAGGGAAAUGGAACAGAAGUGUUUCCUAAAGAAAAUGUUUCCUAAAGCCAGUAGAGGGCACUCACAUCAGGUGAUCUGGAGGUGACUCAACUGAGAGCUGGAAGAAGCUUUAGACUGUGCUUAUUAUUUAUUUAUUUGUUUAUUUAUUUUUGUGGUAUGCGGGCCUCUCCCUGCCGUGGCCUCUCCCAUUGCGGAGCACAGGCUCCGGACGCUCCACUGCAUGUGGGAUCUUCCCGGACCGGGGCACGAACCUGCGUCCCGUGCAUCGGCAGGCAGACUCUCAACCACUGCGCCACCAGGGAAGCCUUAGACUGUGCUUCUUAAACGUUAAUGUGCAUGUGUACAAGGGUUUAAAAGGCAGAUUCUGAGUCUGUAGGUCUGGAGCAGGACCUGAGCUUCUACAUGGCUCACCAGCUCCUGGCGAAGCUGUUACUGAACUAGUUUUGUUUGCCCGACCAGCGCUGAGACGCUGAGGUUUACAGCAGAGAAAGGGUUUAUUCACAAGGCAGCCAAGCGAGGAGACAGGAGAAUAGGUCUCAGGUUCUGCCUCCUCAAAGGCAAGAGGCUUGGGAUAUUUGUGGGUGGAGAGUAUAGGGUGAUCGAAGGUCCAGGGGAAGGUGAUUGGAGUCAGGAAAAAGGUGAGGUAAUCAGUGAUCUGCACAAGCAUAUCUGAGUUACAUGCUUCUUCAUGGGACACAUGCUUAGAAAAUGGUGGCAGUAGCAUGAUCUGAGGGUGGAGUUUUUGGCCCUCUGACGUCAAAAAGUCACCCAUGAGACACUUGUGCAGGCCCAGCUGAAUGGUUGGUGGUCUCAACUGGUUUGAACUGGGUAAGACUAGCUCCAUGUUCCUUAAAAACAACUUAAGCAAACAUUACUCUCAGAGGUGUUUUCUAUAAGGGGCUGUUAAAGGAGUCUUGAUAUAGUCCAAGUUACAUGAAGUUUGGAGGGUAUGCAAUUUGCAAAAGAAAGUAAGCUUGGUCAGUGAAGGCAGUUUAAAGGAUAUUAUUUAUUAAACACCUUAUAGUCUAAGGGAAUCUAACUGAUGACUGCCCUCGGUUUCAAAGCCCACCACUGAUCACACCCUGAGUGGCAAGGUAAUAGAUGCUCUCUCCAGUCUUCUCCUUCUACAGCUGGUACACCUGAGGCCCAGAGAGGAAGUGCACACUGUAAGUCUGCAGUGCCAGGGAUAGAACCCAUGUCUCCUGCAUCCAAUUCUUGCUUUAUGACAUCUUCCCUGCUCCUUUGACCCUGGAACAGAAUUAAGGCAGGAGGAUUCAUCUCUAAGUAAGGAUGAGAAGUAAGUGACUAUACUGUUUGCUUUGAAUCAAGCUUCUUUGCAUUGCAUUUUUGGUCAAAUCACUUCCCUCACAGAAGUAUCAGUGGGAGUUCAAAGAUGAACAGAAUCAGACUCUGGACCUCUUUUUUUUUUUGCGGUACGUGGGCCUCUCACUGUUGUGGCCUCUCCCAUUGCGGAGCACAGGCUCCGGACGCACAGGCUCAGCGGCCGUGGCUCACGGGCCCAGCCGCUCCACGGCAUGUGGGAUCUUCCCAGACCAGGGCACCAGGGAAGCCCAGACUCUGGACCUCUUGAGCCUUGAGGGAGCCAAAGCAAAAUAAAUCUGUUAACAAAACGUUUUCUUAUUUUUUUGAUUUAUACAAAUUUGGCUGUUAACCCAAAGAAAAGCUUACAUAUAAUUUGGUGUGUUCUUAUAGAUGCAAAUUAUGGUCAUAAACUUUAUUCUAAAAAUAAGGGUUCUUUAAGCCUGAAUGAUUUGGAAUGCUUUUACCUACAGGAAACAAAGUGCCUCCCUUAAAAAAAUAAGAACUCUUAGCAUCUCACUAAACAUGAAAUCCAGAUACAAGUGGUUCUAGGGUUGAUUUAGGAAACACAGUGACGUAAUCAGGGAUCUAGGCUUUCUGUGUCAUUACUCCACCGUUCUCAGAGAGCAUCUUUAGAUCUGUUUCCUCACGGUCACAAGAAAGCUGGCACAGCUCAAGGAAUCACAAUUCACACAACCACAGCCAAAGGCAGGGAGAAAAGGGGCUAGCCUUAUAUACCUUUUUUUUGAAAUGAGGAAAAAGACAGAAACCCCCUCCCAGUUUCUCCCUUAAAUCUCAUUGAACAGAACAGUAUCAUGUACCUACCACUACAUAAAUAUCUGCAAGGGGAAUUGAGGCUUUAUCUUGAUUAUUUAGCCCAAUCAGGAUACUAGGGGCAUGCUAUGUCAUUCCUGAACAAAGUCAAGUGUCGACUGAAAAAAAAUGCUCAAGCCAGAAGUUGAGAAUUAUGUUUUAUUCAAGGACAUUACUGAGGACUUAUCUCAGAAACAGCCUUUCAGAUAGCUCUGAGGAACUGUUGCAAAGAGCUAAGGGAGGAGUCUGGACGUAUAGGAGAUUUGCUGAAAACAAACAAACGUGGUCAAACAUCAAAAUAUUGCUAAUCACAAGAAACAGACAUCUCGAGUUAAUGAUUUUAGUGCUUUUCUGUGUAUGUGUAGAUGCAAGAGUCUGAGCUCUUUGAAAUUAUUCCUUUGAUAUGCGUCUUAACUAUCCAGGGCCAGUAUCUUGUUUUUUUCCAUCCUGAAUUCCCCUCAGGGCGCACCUUGGGGGCAGCUGCAGUGGCUGAGGGCUUGAUGGCAGGCAACAUUCUUUGUCCACACAGCCUUUGCGUUUGUCUAGCGCAGUGAUUCUUAUCCAGGGUACAUGUCAGAAUCGUCUGAGGAGCUUGUGUUCAGUUUCCUCUCCCUGCUGUAACAAAUUACCACAAGCUUAGUGGCUUAAAAAUAACACAGAUUUACUGUCCUACAAAUCUGGAGGUCUCUUACAGUUUCACUGGGCUGACGUCAAGGUGUCAGUGGGGCUGCUU
This is a messenger RNA of Orcinus orca (killer whale), 5861 nucleotides long. RefSeq names its product lipid droplet assembly factor 1 (gene LDAF1). Lineage: Eukaryota; Metazoa; Chordata; Mammalia; Artiodactyla; Delphinidae. The transcript has 5 exons. The coding region runs from base 203 to 613 and encodes 136 amino acids. The record is from RefSeq and is a predicted model, not a curated record.